Caenorhabditis briggsae is the source of this 945-nucleotide messenger RNA. NCBI's taxonomy places the organism in Eukaryota, Metazoa, Nematoda, Chromadorea, Rhabditida, Rhabditidae. Bases 1 to 945 code for a protein of 314 amino acids. The record is from RefSeq and is a predicted model, not a curated record. Gene Ontology annotation, biological process: embryo development. The transcript is spliced from 3 exons.
AUGGGCCAAACACUCAGGAAAAGACGAAAUGAGCGGAUUUUGAAAAAAGUUGAAGAGGAGGAAAGUUUGUUCAGGAUCAUAGCCAUCUCAAAUUUGACGAAAAAUACGCAUCAAAUUGUGAAAAAGAGGAAACUCUGCGUUUAUGAUUUUGAGAUAACCUUCGAACCGGGAGGAAAACACACAUUAUGCAUGACAUAUAUAGGUGAAAGGUUCACAUUUAACUUGAGACCAGCGGAACGAUUUGAGGAUCGAUGGAGGUUUCGUUUCUGCAACAACCAUAUCGAUUUGAUCAUCCGCCACCUCAUGAAUCUUUUCGACAUUGCUCAUAUCGAAACCGUCAAAUUUCACGACCCAGAAGGAGAUAUUCAAAAUCUCUGCAACAUUUCUGAAAUCGUCAAUUCCACAGGAAUGGUCAUCUCGAAACUAACGGUAACAAAAGAGGAAUUGGAUUUGAUAAAACUCAAAUUUCAUCGGCUGAACUUUAUGAACUUCGUUACAACUGCCCCAGCGGGCUAUGAAGGAUUUCCAUUGGCAUACAAAACUGCUGUAAUUCAAAAUGACACCAUGCUUAGCUGGGCGCAUUUAUCAUAUUCCCAAUCCACCUAUAUAAAAGUCCACGGGUCAAAUGUCACAUCAUCUGGGCUGAAUCAAUUUUUAAAAUCCUGGAUUCGAGAUAGGGCACCGAAGAAUUUGGAAUUUAUGGUUUUUGAAGACUUCAUUGGAACCAAGGAAGAAAUAUUCAAAGGAAUCAAGACAUCUACUGAAAAUCUGAAACUCACUGGGUCAUUCCGCAAGGAUCAAGUAUUUGGAUCAGAGUUUUGGAAACGUGCGGGAAGUGUGUACAUUGAGAGAGAUGACUAUUUGUACGCCACGAUUUCGUUUCAAUUCGGGAGGACGGUGAUUUUUGCAGUUUGGACGUAUGAGAAGCUUUUUGGAGAGGACUAA